AUGCGCAAGAACGAGGGAGAUCAGACGACUUAUGGCGACUUUGAAGUCUCGGCAGUGGACAACAGCCCUGCAUUCUCAUGCCCUAGUCGCCCGCGACCACGUCUGCUCGCCUCAGUCAUCCCCAUCGAAGCCACGGGCAUCCUGGUGGCCCGUGACGACGCCUGCGCACCUCUACUGCACUUCCCUUGUCUCUGCGGGCGGCCUGCGACGAUACCCGCUCGCCUCUGCCACCUCCCUCGUUCGUCUCUGCGGGCGACCGUACAAUCGACUGCACGAUACCAACCACCGCAGCUGCAACGCGCAACGGAGGAGAUUAAGCAAGAUGGAAUGACGCCCGUGUCGCCACCUGCCAAUCCAUUCAUGGCAUCGCCGUCUCCGGCGCUGUCCAGGCAUCAAGUCGCGGCGCCUGCGCCGGCGACGUUCAACAAGAAGGAAGAGCUCAGAAUCAGCACGGGGCCGAACUGGAAAUCGAUCACCAUCGCAGUCGCCUACAGGCACCAACGUCACGAGCGCAUCGUCAUACGAUGGCAUGACGGACUCGACCAGCGUCGCGAGCGUCAGCCAGGCCACUCUCAACGGGCAUCCACGUCGCCCGCGCUGGCUCCUGCGACUACCAAGGCACUCCCAUCGUCUUAA
Molecule: messenger RNA, 636 nt
Organism: Pleurotus ostreatus (oyster mushroom)
Lineage: Eukaryota; Fungi; Basidiomycota; Agaricomycetes; Agaricales; Pleurotaceae
Exons: 2
Coding region: 1-636 (211 amino acids)
Source: RefSeq, a predicted model, not a curated record